This is a messenger RNA of Lolium rigidum, 810 nucleotides long. RefSeq lists its product as uncharacterized. NCBI's taxonomy places the organism in Eukaryota, Viridiplantae, Streptophyta, Magnoliopsida, Poales, Poaceae. The record is from RefSeq and is a predicted model, not a curated record. The transcript is spliced from 5 exons. The coding region runs from base 16 to 543 and encodes 175 amino acids.
AGCUUCUAGAACACCAUGGGAGACGCCGCCGCAGCCACCGCCACUCAGCCGCCGCCCUCGGCGUCGCCCUCCUUCUCCUACCUGGCCGUCUUCUCCAACUGCCCGCUCGUCGCCGCCGUGCUCGCCUUCGCCAUCGCCCAGACCAUCAAGGUCUUCACCACAUGGUACAAGGAGAACCGGUGGGACGCCAAGCAGCUGGUGGGGUCCGGGGGGAUGCCGUCCUCGCACUCGGCCACCGUCACCGCGCUCGCCGUCGCCAUCGGCCUGCAGGAGGGGUUCAGCAGCUCCCUCUUCGCCACGGCCGCCAUCUUCGCCUCCGUGGUGAUGUAUGAUGCUUUUGGUGUUAGGCUACAUGCAGGGAGGCAAGCAGAGGUCUUGAAUCAAAUUGUGUACGAGCUACCAUCAGAGCAUCCACUUGCUGAAACAAGACCACUGCGAGAGCUCAUAGGGCACACGCCUCCUCAGGUUUUUGCUGGUGCGGUGCUCGGAUUCGCAGUAGCCACAUUUACGGGGAUGAUGGCUGGACUUGGUAACAGUGGUUGAUUCUCUUGACAGGUGGAUUGGUCUUCAUAGCUUCAGCAUUACUUCCGUUGAAGUGUUAGAAUCCAAAAUGGAUUUAUGGUUCCAAGAAGCCAGCUUGUGCUAGAUAAUGCAUUUUGUAUAGCCAUAUUAUUUGACUACAAACAAUGUCAGUUCCUCUCUAAAGAGAAAAUGUCCCAUUCUUUUGUAUGUAACUCGUAAAUAACCAUUUUGUUAUAUACUGAAUUUGCUGAUGUGGAAUCAAGAAGUUGAUGUGGAAUUUGUCAAACA